UAGUUGAAGAAUGACACAGAGUAAGGGAGGAAGGAAAUCUUAGUGCAGACAAAAGCGUUUUUCUGGCUGGAGUUUGUUUACCACCUCCCGGGGAAACUCUUCACCAAAAACGCUGGGAUUUAUUUAACUUUUCUUUUACUAUUAGACGUUAAUGUGUUGCUCGCUUUGGACCUGUGGAUCCUAUUUGGACUUGCAUUGAUAUUAUUAAGCCGUAUUUAUAUUACAGCCAAGUUGUCAUCGUGUUUUUUUCGGAGCAGCGGUGAUGUCCCACCACUGACAUGCACGAUCCGUCAAGACCACCAAACCGGUCCGAUGGCUCGGCCGCAGUAACGGCAACACGGGGGAGGGGAGGAGAUCCACCACCCGUCGGUGCCGCUGGAGCCUCAGCGCAAACCUCCCGUUCAAACGACUGCGGCGAGGGGAUUGGCCAUACCGAUUUCACCGGAGGAAGAGAGCCACACUCGCCGUCCUGCCGCAGAACCAAAGCCAUCUCCCCUGACAGCCUAGGCGUGUUUCGGAAGAGGUCUAUAUUCCACCUCCCUCGCCGCGCCUCAAGUGGAUAUUACUCCUCUGAGGGCGACUCCCUGCCGAGCUCCCCGCUUUCCCUGAGUCCAGUGACGGCUGACAGAGCUACGCAGACUCCGAGCCCCACCGGCCAGGUGAUGAACCAUGCCCUACAGCGCAUGGCUGGGGCGCAGGACGGAGGACCGACGACGCACCAGCAGCACGGACAAUCUCUGAGCCCCUCUAGCACGCGGCAACGAAACGCAGCAGGGGACAUGCAGGCGGAGGCAAUCGGACGAGAGCUCCGACGCAUUGGAGACGACUUCAAUAGAUUGCUCCUUCUCAGGGGGGUGGCAGGCAGACAUAGACGGGUUGUGAUCCAUCCAAACCCACUGCCACACAUCCACCAGGAGCCCGCCGUGCUGCUUUUCGUGGGCCUUCUGAUCCUCCUGAUUGGACGAAUAAUCUACGUGCAAGGAAGUACAAACAGCCAGGACAACUCUCAGGUUUAGCCUUUGGAAAACCCAGCAGAUGUAGCUAAUAAUGUAUCUGUAUUGAAUCCUUGUUGUUUUUUUGGGACCUGAUUUUUACCAGUGGUGGAAGGAGACUUUGGACUCUUAAUUUCCAUGGAGAUAAUUUGUUGACACCUUUGAGGAGCUGUGAAAUGCCUGGAUUUGUGUUUAUUCACCUCUGCUCCUUCACGGUCUCUGAGCCUUUGCAAUGCCACCAAAGAGCCGGGAGUUUGCACUUCUUUCCAGCGCAGAGGUGGUCAUGUCACCUAAAUAUGCAUCUGUGCAAAAUGACGCCUGUGGAAAUUCAAAUGUGCCUUGUACAGUUUCCUAUUUACUUUUAUAGCUUCUUUUAUGGUUUUUAUUGUACAGAGAUUAUGAAUUCCUAGGGUGAUCAACUCUGCAGACCCAGGGUUGGUUAAUGUGGGACCAGUCUGCAGAUUUCCCUCCCUUUUUUCCCUCUAAUGGUUUCAGGUAGGAAAACAUGAUCUUGUAUUCCUGUCUUGUCACAAUCCAACAUGCAACAGACUGAUUUGUGUGGGAACUAACUGGUCCAAAGUAAUAAUUUUUAUCUAAACUACUGUGUCAUUUAACACUUUGUCACCAUGAGUUACCAUGUCUGCUUAUGUCUACAUAGUAAGUUAAUAAGAACCGACUGUACAGCAGGGUUUCCAGCCACAGAAAUGAAUUUUAUCCUGAUAAUUUGAUUACUAAAUGACACUGGAAUUGACCUAAGACAACAUCAAAUGUCAUGACAGGAUUACUUUUUCAGGGAAAGGUGAGGUGGGUUAUAGAAAUGUUGCAGUUUUCCUCAGCAACAAAACAACUUGUUCUGGGUGGCAGUACAG
Etheostoma cragini (Arkansas darter) is the source of this 1861-nucleotide messenger RNA. RefSeq names its product bcl-2-like protein 11. The record is from RefSeq and is a predicted model, not a curated record. The transcript is spliced from 4 exons. The coding region runs from base 279 to 1016 and encodes 245 amino acids. Lineage: Eukaryota; Metazoa; Chordata; Actinopteri; Perciformes; Percidae.